Messenger RNA from Lates calcarifer (barramundi perch), 4511 nucleotides. RefSeq names its product transmembrane protein 200A-like. Lineage: Eukaryota; Metazoa; Chordata; Actinopteri; Centropomidae. The record is from RefSeq and is a predicted model, not a curated record.
AGUCACGCCUGUUCUCUCCAACUUUUUGCUAGCGGUGGUUUAGUUGUAUCCAGGGAUUCGGUGUCAUAAACACCCUGUCUCGUGAGUAAAUCCUCUGUCAGUUACUUUCCAGCUCUGAGUUUGCAUAAUCAUAUUUCAGACAUUUUCUUGCUUGCCUGUGGAGACGCCCCGUUAUUGCCGUGUUCGCUUUUGUGGCCUCGCGAAAACUUUUAUUUUGAAAAACACCGUGUAUUCUGUGGCGGAGGGUUUGGUUGCUGCUCACUUGAAGCAGCUUCCGUUGGAAGCGGCUGCAGACAGACCACAGGCUGGACUCUGCUGGAUUUAAUUGUCCUUCUCAGGGGGAGUGAGCGUGGAGUCAGACGGAGGAGUUUGGUGAAGACAGCACCGUGUCCCUCUGCGGUCCCCUGCCUGCUGUCAAUAUGUUGGAAUAGGGUUAACGGCUGGGCUGUGUACUGCCUGGAGGCUCUUCAUCCCAACUGAUGAGGAUGUUAUGUGUCCUCAAACUAUGAACAAGCUGCAACAGGAUCCGAGAAAUACAGUCUUCUGACAGGGUGUGACCAGGAGCAGUAGCUCUGGACUGACCUGUGCCAUGAAGACCCAGAAGUCCCGAAGUGUUAAACCAACUUCACCUUCUUGCCGACGGAAGUCUCGCUUCACCUUACGAGGCAGGAAGAAGAAGGACGGGGUGAUCCGAGGCAAGCUUCGCAUCCGCUCCAUGCCUGGAGCAUUCCUGGUGCUGGGGGUCGUUGUAGUGGUUGUCGGCACAGCUCUGGCUGUGGCCGGUUACUGGCCCUACCGGAUAUCGAGAUCGUCCAUCCUGGGAGCUGCAGAGGGGGAAAGUAUCUCUGAGUCACAGACUUCUGGUUGGAGUCUAGGAGCUAAGGGCCUCCUGUCCACAGCCAGCCUCAUCCACAGUGAACGGAUGAAGCUUCUGGGACCUGUCAUCAUGGGGGUGGGACUCUUCAUCCUCAUAUGUGCCAACACAGUCCUGUAUGAGAACAGGGACAGAGAGACUCAGAUGCUGCUGGCUCAGAUGCGCAGUGUUAUCUGCUCUGUGUCUGCGGCUGUGCCCUCAGCGGACCUUAAAGAAAUAGCAGCAGCCAACUCCAUGGCCAAACACUACCAGUGGGUGAGCAGUUUACCAGCUGCCCAUCUCAACAUCCUCUGCCUGCAGCAGCUGGCCAGCUCUGAGCCCCUGCUUCAGACCAGAAACCCCGGAGACCACGAGGACAGCGUGGAGGGCAUCUACCAGCAAGCUGUUCUCCAGACAGAAGCCCUCCACCACCAGGAAUCGGAGCCUCCACCUUCCCUCCACUCCUCCCGCUCCAACUCAUGUAAUUCCAGUCAGACAGACUUUAACACACAGUCCGGUGCUGAGCACAGGGGCAGCGUUAGCCUCAAUCAGCAUGACGCCCCAUUCGUCAAGCUCAACAACUGCCUGGUGUCUGCCAGUUCCAUGUCCACCCUGGGCGUGGACGAGGUGGACAUCCCAGCUGCCCAGCCGAGGCGCUGCCACAGUAUGACCUACAGGACUAAGCCUUACAUAGCCCGAACUGGUGUGCACCUGGAGGAAGGACUCCUCACACCGGGAGAGGAGGGUCAAAUAAAUCAGCUAGUAGUGACGAGGAGAGAGGCCGGUUCACAGGUUUGCGUGAACAUCCUGGGGCAGGUUGUGGAUGCUGUGGAGGAGCAGACUCACCGAAGCUGGCCUCGGCUAGACCUGGGCAUCGGCAGACGAUACCUGAAACUAGAGAACAAAGAGGACUCGGUGGACAAACUGCUGGACCAAUUAGAGCAGCAGUGCUCUCAGUGGGAUAAGAGUUUUGGCUCUGGGCCUUUCCAGUGAUGGCUGUUUUAGCUUCACAGUGACGAUAUUUUCCUCUGGAUUCAAAAGCAGCACUAUAUUUUUUGUUUCGAAUUCUGUUUGAGGCAGAGAGAAACUGAGCCUGAGAUCAUUUGGAUUUCAAUAUUUCUCACAAAGAUCUUCCAAAACUUGCACCUUUUCUCAAUCUUCAGUGGAAUAUUGAUACAGAGGUUAUUGUUUUUGCUCGGCUGGAUGUAGCAGAUGUUUAUAUAAUUGAAAGAGAUGAACAUUAUACAGAUCCUACACUGUCAGAUGUGGGCAAAGCAACUUGACAGACUGUUUACUUAAGUUUGGGUUGGCAGCAAUGCGAGAAAUGAACUUGUAUCUCAGAGCCAAAAUGCGUCUGCCUGUUUCCAGGACACAGUGUGCACAACCCAAUGAAGAAGAGAUAGAAAGAGGAUGGAGGAUUGUUUUCACUGUGCAAUCACUUUUGAACCAAACUACCUGGACCCCUGAGCCCAUAAAGUGCUGACAGCUCUUGACAAAUGCUACUAGUAUAUAAAAUGGGACUUAUUCCUCAGCUGAGGUCCCAUACUCCAAAUGCAAUGCAUGGCAGCGAUGUACAGUAUGUUACAUCUUAAUACUUAUGCAGAGUAAUGUCAUUGUUAGUUUUAUGUGUAUAAGAAGUAACAAUAGUUAAAGGGUAAUUGUGUUUUAUUACAGUUUGGGUCUUAUUUCCUGACAUUUGGCUGUAAUUCCUCCAGUAUCAGCUGGGAUAAUGUUGGACUCACCAACUUAACUGCUGAGGCCUGGGAACAUGCUGGUAUUGUCUGUCUCUCACUGUAAUGGGUGUUUGUAUUGGACAGUUUAGAUAUUAAUUACACAGUUUGCCUUUGUUUUCAGAUGGAAAUAUUAUCACGACCAUGGGUCCUGGGCAUUAUUUUCACUGAGGGCCCUUAACAAAACACACAUACACGCCCAUGAUAUGAGCACUCCUAGCACACAGGGCCAAAUAAACUUCACACACCAUGUGUUAUCUUAAAUUGUUAUUAUGUUUAUUUUGGUAGAUUACAUUAAUCACAUUUUCGAUCUGUUUUGCUGUGUGUGCACCAUCAUAUUUUACUUAUUGCUAAGGCUCAGAAACCAGAUGUGAAUAGUGAUUGAGUAAAUAAAACAUCGUCCAACUGCUAGCUCUGGAAGAAUACAGGAAUGAGAAUCAGAAGUAGUACAGAGCCACCGCAAUGACCAAGAAAUGUACAAAGAACAUACUGACAGUAAUCUGAAUUUCAGCAUUGUUUUAGUGGCUCUGAUGAAAGGUCUGAUAAAAGAUGUAACGUAUAGUUGAUCAGAGAGAGACACUUGUCCUUACAUUCUGUCUGUAGCAUGCGUCUGUAUCUUCUUUUUCUUUUUAAGCUUACCUCAUGCUGACUGAAUGAAAAUGUGUUUUCAUACUUUAAAACUGCAGUUGACAUUAGUGCUAUACUACCAUACACAAGCAAUUCUAUAACAUUUUUAUUCACGUGUUUGCACCUGCAUUAGGCCAUGUAUGAUUCCAAAUGAGUUUGAUGGCAACUCUGUGCUUUAAUUUCCCCUGAUUAGUAUUUAUAAGCAGUAUAUAAACAUUUCAUAAAUGGUUCACAACUUACUAUAAUGUUGCCAUGAGUACAUAUAUGUUGUCAAAAACUGUUGACUCCCUCUGUGGCCACCUAUAAGUUUCAAUUGCUGACAAAUACUGUACAUUAAUAAGCAUUAAUAAUUUAUUAAAUGUCUGUAUACUGCUUCUAAAUACUAAAUAGGGGACUUAAUGUAAGUGUUACCACAAACUGAUUUGGGAAGAAUAGACAGAUCACUGCAAAUGCAAACAGUAUCACCAAAUGAGUGAACAAAAAUGUCUGAUCUUCUGAUUUCUCAUGUUUCAUUACUCAUCUAACUUCCUUUUUAGUGAUGUCACUUUGUUCCCAGAUCUCAGCUGUUGGAGAACUUGGUGGUUACAGUGUUGUUAUUACUAAUAAGGAGGAUGGCUGAAACUAUGAAAAUAAGACAAAAUUGUGAAAAAAUUGAAUUAUCCUUGAUAAUGAAGGAGAAUUUCUCUUUGUUGUCCUUCUCCUGGUCGUCUCUGAUAUUAGCUUCUAAUGAAAGCAGCGAUGUGUCCUCCUGCAGGUCUCCCGUUGAUGUUCUCCUCUCUGAAUGCACCCAGUAUUUAUGAGGAGGCCCUGCCCACACACAUCCAGCCCCACCCCCACCCUCCCCAACCUUUGAUCUAAUAGACAGAAUGGAUAGUGCAGAUGAGGCGAACCCCCAGCUCCAGUUAGAUUUAGUGAUGUGAGCUGUAUUACUGCAUACAGCUGGGUGUGUGUCAUAGAGGGAAGAGAAUAUGAAUCAGUCUCAUGGGCCCCUGCUUCUUGCCCCCCCCCCCAAACCCCAACCAACCACACACACACACACACACACACACAAACACACACACCCUGUGCAGAUGUGUCGAGGCAACCCCUUCCUUGUUUGAAUCAACAGUCUCUCUCUGGUUUUCUUUCUGUCUGUGCUGCCUGUUUUGUAUGCCAUGUGUGACACUUUGUGUUCUAAAUGUAUACUAAGCAAUAUGAACGGUCUGACAGAACAAUCAAUGGCUGUGUCUUACCCUGUGUCGACCACCGAAUUAAACAACAUUGCCAUGCCUUUGUUGCAAGUAUAAAGCAAAGCAAAAGCA